UAUUUUCCUGAGGGUGGGGGGGGGAAACAAAAUGGCGGAGCUGGGCAAGAAGUAUUGCGUGUAUUGCUUGGCCGAAGUGAGCUCCCUCCGCUUCCGCUGCACCGAGUGCGCCGACAUCGAGCUGUGCCCAGAGUGCUUCUCGGCGGGCGCGGAGAUCGGCCCUCACCGGCGCUGGCACGGCUACCAGCUGGUGGACGGCGGGCGCUUCACCCUCUGGGGCGCCGAGGCCGAGGGCGGCUGGAGCAGCCGCGAAGAGCAGCUCCUGCUGGACGCCAUCGAGCAGUUCGGCUUCGGCAACUGGGAAGAUAUGGCUGCUCAUGUUGGAGCAUCACGGACGCCUCAGGAAGUAAUGGAACACUAUGUAAGCAUGUAUAUACAUGGUAACCUUGGGAAGGCCUGCAUCCCUGAUGUUAUUCCCAACAGAGUGACUGAUCACACCUGCCCAACUGGUGGCCCUCUUUCACCUAGCCUGACUAUGCCUCUGCCACCUCUAGAUAUAUCAGUGGCUGAACAGCAGCAGCUGGGAUAUAUGCCACUUCGAGAUGAUUAUGAGAUUGAAUAUGACCAAGAUGCAGAGACCCUAAUCAGUGGCCUUUCAGUAAACUAUGAUGAUGAUGAUGUCGAAAUAGAAUUAAAAAGAGCUCAUGUGGACAUGUAUGUAAGAAAACUGAAGGAGAGGCAGAGACGAAAGAACAUUGCCCGUGACUACAACUUGGUCCCUGCUUUUUUAGGCAAAGACAGAAGAGAUAAAGAAAAACCUUCAAAACGCAAAAUCACAAAAGAAGAAAAAGAGCUGCGGUUAAAAUUAAGGUCUCUCUAUCAGUUUAUGUCUUGCAAGGAGUUUGAUGAUUUCUUUGAAAACUUGCACAAAGAGAAAGUACUUCGAACCAAGAUUAGGGAACUACAACGAUAUCGGCGGAAUGGUAUAACAAAAAUGGAAGAAUCUGCAGAAUAUGAAGCAGCUAGACACAAACGAGAGAAAAGGAAAGAAAAUAAAAAUAUUGGUACUUCAAAGAGGGGGAAAGAAGAUGGUAAAGACGGGGAAUUUGCAGCAAUUGAAAACUUACCUGGCUUUGAACUGUUAUCUGACCGAGAGAAAGUGCUUUGUAGCUCUAUUAAUCUGAGUCCAGCACGUUACGUGACUGUUAAAACUAUUAUCAUUAAAGAUCAUCUCCAAAAAAGGCAGGGCAUUCCAUCAAAAAGUCGCCUUCCUAGUUACCUGGAUAAGGUACUAAAGAAAAGGAUUUUGAACUUCUUAACUGAAAGUGGUUGGAUAUCCAGGGAUGCCUCUUGAAUCUUGUUCUGUCUCCCUUGAAACAGUAUGAACUAAAACCUAGGAUUCUCUUGUAAAAGCUUAAAAUCCUAAACUGAACUGGAUUCUUCUGGAUUGAAUCAUGCAAAUGCUAGAUCGUACUUUGCGACCCACACAGCUUCCUUGAGAGGAGGAAAUUGCUCUUAAAAUAAUUGUAGGAUAUGUGACUCGCUUAUCUUUGACUAGUAUAGCAAAUGUGGCAGUAACUGAGACCCACCUCUGCUGUAGAAGCUAUUUGAGUGGAGAGGGGGGAGACCUCCAGCUUCUUAUGGACAUAGUGCAGAGUGAGGCUGCAGUCCUCUGUACACUUACUUGGGGAGUAAAUCUGACUGAAUUCAGAGGAACUUGCUGUUGAGUAAACUUGAAUAGGAUUGGGGUGCAUGUGUCUUUUUACUAAAUCCUGGGUACUAAACUUCAAAAGCACAGAGAAAUUAAGAUUUUUAGUGACGAUCCUUAGCUAUAAGCUAUGGUUCAUUGCCAAAACAAUAUAUUUUGCUGCACCAGUAGAAGAGCAUAAAGAACGCAAUGCAAGAGGGCAUAAAAGGGUUUCUGCUGACCUGCUUGAGUGUACACAUGGCAAUUUUAAGAGUAGACUGGCUCCACCAGCUAGUUGAAUUUAGACCCAUGACUUGUCUUUGGCAAGUAA
Molecule: messenger RNA, 1958 nt
Organism: Lacerta agilis (Sand lizard)
Lineage: Eukaryota; Metazoa; Chordata; Lepidosauria; Squamata; Lacertidae
Gene: TADA2B
Product: transcriptional adaptor 2B
Exons: 3
Coding region: 32-1294 (420 amino acids)
Biological process (GO): regulation of transcription by RNA polymerase II; chromatin remodeling
Cellular component (GO): SAGA-type complex; nucleus
Molecular function (GO): chromatin binding; transcription coactivator activity; zinc ion binding
Source: RefSeq, a predicted model, not a curated record